UUUAUGCUGACGCGUCCCUCUUCUCGCCGUACACCGACGUGUCAGUGUUCUUGUGUCCAGAGCUGAGCAGCGUUCACGCCGGUCAUUCAGCAGACAUGGCUCCCAAAGGCAGCAACAAGCAGCAGUCAGAAGAAGACCUUCUCCUCCAGGACUUCAGCAGGAACCUCUCAGCGAAGUCCACCGCUCUUUUCUACGGAAAUGCCCUGAUCGUCUCUGCCAUCCCGAUCUGGCUGUUUUGGAGGAUCUGGCACAUGGACCUUGUCCAGUCAGCAGUUCUGUACGCUGUGAUGACUCUGGUCAGCACCUACCUGGUGGCCUUCGCCUACAAGAAUGUCAAAUUUGUUCUCAAACACAAGGUUGCCCAGAAACGUGAGGACGCCGUUUCUAAGGAGGUAACCAGGAAGUUAUCUGAGGCAGACAACCGCAAGAUGUCCCGCAAGGAGAAAGAUGAGAGGAUCCUGUGGAAGAAGAAUGAGGUUGCAGACUACGAGGCUACGACCUUCUCCAUCUUCUAUAACAACACCCUCUUCCUUGUCCUCGUCAUCAUCGCUUCCUUCUUCCUGCUCAAGAACUUCAACCCAACCGUGAACUACAUCCUGUCCAUCAGUGCCUCCUCAGGACUCAUCGCUCUGCUGUCGACAGGCUCCAAGUAAAGGAGGAAGAGCUGUGGGUGAUUAAGGGUGGGAGGGAGGUGAGGGAGAGGGUCAAAGGUUGAGCAUGCUACGAUGUUUUUUUUUUUUUCACACAGGGGAGGAAAAGGGUUAAAGGGGGUUAAAAUACUACAUUUCAGCUUCAUGAAAUUCAUGAUCAAAUCUCUGGAGAGGCUGUGUCUUCUGUUUUUGUAACAAAUAAAGCAAACAUAUACUUG
Cheilinus undulatus (humphead wrasse) is the source of this 868-nucleotide messenger RNA. It is a transcript of the gene ssr3, whose product is annotated as signal sequence receptor, gamma. Bases 96 to 653 code for a protein of 185 amino acids. Gene Ontology annotation, biological process: SRP-dependent cotranslational protein targeting to membrane. NCBI's taxonomy places the organism in Eukaryota, Metazoa, Chordata, Actinopteri, Labriformes, Labridae. The transcript has 5 exons. The record is from RefSeq and is a predicted model, not a curated record. Gene Ontology annotation, cellular component: membrane; endoplasmic reticulum.